Molecule: messenger RNA, 1055 nt
Organism: Raphanus sativus (radish)
Lineage: Eukaryota; Viridiplantae; Streptophyta; Magnoliopsida; Brassicales; Brassicaceae
Exons: 3
Coding region: 129-833 (234 amino acids)
Source: RefSeq, a predicted model, not a curated record
UCUAACGAGAAACUAAACAGCUCUUCUUGUCCGCCAUUAUCUUUUAUCUUUUCUUUCUUGAUCCAAAUCCUAAAUCAAGAUCCAAACAACCGCGUUAGUCUCUAAAUCCCACAGAACCGUCUGAGAAAAUGUCGCAAGAUCAUGGCGAAAGAGAGAAGAAAUCAAACGGAGGGACGAUGAAUGGUCACCGCAAAACGGAAGUUGAAGAGGAUGAGGAUGAUUCGGAGAGCCUCUACUCACUGCUUUGGAUCACGAUCGGUUCGGUACUGUUUCCGGAUCCGAAAACAGGGGAGGCCUCCUCGUCUUCUUCUCUGCUUCAACGAAUAAAAAACUCUUUCUCCGAGAAUGGCCCUAGACUUCGAGAAGCUUCUCGUAAAACUUCACGCGAGAUUCUACAAUGGACUCGUCAAGGCAGCCCGCUCCGUGCACUUCUUGUCAUCACUAUGGGAACAAUAGUGAUUCUUACGACAAUAGCUUUGGUUGUCUUCACGCUCUUCUUAGUAGCCGCGACAGCCAACGCAGUCAUAAUCUCUCUUUUGGUUUCACUUGCUGUUGCUGGUGGCUUCUUGUCUCUCUUCUUUCUCUCCUUGACCGCUACUUACAUCGGAGCCUUAUCCGUUGCUGCGUUCGUCAUCUCUGCUGCUACAGUUUCGGCUGUUGUCUCCGUCUUAUCUGCUUCAGGUUGGGCUGGCUUUUUCUAUCUUGUGUGGUUGGGAGCAAGAGGAAGCCUACGCUUCGCGACGCGUGUGAUGGGAUUAGCCUUUUCAGGUAACAGUUUCAGUCUUCAUCAAGACAAAGAUCGAGAGGGUAGUAAACAUCGAAUCAUCCAGUGAGAAUCUUUCUCUUUAGCUUUUAAAAAAAAUUAUUAUUACAAGUAUCUACAGAGUUUGUAGAUAAACCCCUAGUGUUGGUCAAGCGUGUUGUUGAUGAAAGUUUGUGGAAGUGUUCAUUCACUGAGCAUGUUGUGAAGAAGCAGAGAAGAAGAAUCAUUGUAAUCAUUUGCAUUCGGAUUUUGAAUCACCGAGCUUGUUCAUAUGUUUGUGUUUCAUGUACGU